AUGGAUUACCUCCGCGCGAUCCCCCAGGCAGCCACAGCCGCACGCCAGCUAGUCAUGAAUCCGCUGGAACAGCUGGAUGGCAUCCUGGGCAAAGUAAUGAAUAGCGGGACCGUCAUCGCCGAGGCGACGGGGUCAGGCGGUGCUAACGUCACCAACAACAUCACAUCUGCUGCCGGGAAGUUUAUACAGAGCUCUGCCGCCGCGAUACCUGGCGCAGCUGCAUCAGCAGCCGCUGCUGCCACGAGCGGUGACGCUGUUGAGGGUGCCGACGGCUUGUUCAACCUGGACUACAUAUGGAACCUCGGCAAGAUCGGUGGGAUCUUCAGCUACAUUACGUCUAGGUGGGCUCUUGCCACCUUCACCGUGGCUAUCCUACUGAAUCGCACCCAGUUCUACGCCUCGUCCCGUAUCCCUUUGAACUUCCGCUGGCACGUUCGCCUCGCCGUCUACCUCGCCCCGAUCGUGACGUUAAUCUACCAGACCCAAUGCCUCCUCCAAGCCAUUCGCUGCCAAACCUCUCCCGAGUGGUCGCAAUUACGCUACAACGACGCGAAACAACCCCUUGCAGUGGAUAUGGCAGGCGAGGGUGGCAUGCUCUACAAGCUGAGUUCAAACAUGCUCUACUGGGAGGAUGACUUGACAUCAUGCAAGGCUGUGAAUAUGGGCCACUCUGAAGGCGAAUUUCUGUCCCUCAACGGAUCGCUUGCACGUCUCUGGCCUCUUUUCUUGAGCCUCUGCUUGAGCCAAUUCGUCGAGACCAUGUCAUGCGCACUCCAAGGACGCCAGCCUAUGCCCGAGACGGGCAUGACCUUGUUUGAACACUCGCUGGCAUUCUCGGAAGCCGAGAUGAUGUUGACACGGCCAUUUGACCUUGGAAAUUCGACUGCCACUGUCACCAGGACCGAUGGAACAACCUUGAAAUUGACGCGAGGGAUGCUCCUCCAGGUUCUCAAUGUCGCGCCCGAAGUCCUUGUCAUGGCCGUAGUGUCAAGCUUAAGCCACUUGAGCAGCAAUUGUCUUGCCGUCCUAGGCCUGAGAACCCGCUUCCGACUUGUCAACACUGGCAUUUGGGGUGUCGCCUACAUGGUCGUCUUCGUAUGGACUUUCCUGCGGAUGACGGGCAUGAUUGGGUCGAUUCCCCAUGACCUUGGCAUACUCCGGAUUCCGACCGUCUGUCUUGUUGGGUUCAUCCCUCACCUCUUGAUUUUGAUUGGUCUACUCGCGUGCGUAAUGAUAUACGGACUGGCCUUGGCCGUCACGGCCUUGAGUCUCCCCUCCGGAACCGAGCAGACCAUGACAUUUAAAGAGAGGUUCAGAACUGCAUAUGGAAAUCUGCAGGCCAACGUCCAUUUUUCUGGCAGUACGCCAAUUAGCGUAAGCUGGUCGGAUGACUUUUACACGGCGCUCCUCAAGAUUGGAUUUACCGUUCUCACGGCGGCAAGCGAGGCUGUCUUCCUCAAUGAGGGGACUCCCAUCCGGGUUAGCGAGAUGACUUGGCUGGAGAGCAAGAGAAUUGAAGAGCUGGUGGCGCGUAGGGCUAUGGUGCAACGCACUAUUGAUGGAAUCCCUGCUGAACUUCGCGAGGAUUUUGUUGCUGAAGGGGUUAAGGCGAUGGACGUGCCAGAAAGUACAAUCGGACUUCGCUCUGGAUACGCUCGUGAACGUAAAACGCGUGGACAGAAGAGCUUGCCCGAGGCCAGAGCCGCCGGCAGGGACAAUGGUGUAGGCCUGCUGCAGCGGCGCGGGCGUUGGAUCAUGACUUACGAAUUCGCCAAGGGCAUACACCGGCUGGUUGUGGCCAUGCAGGCGCGUUUCGUGCUACUGGUCAUGAGCAAACUUGGAAUGACUCGUCGACCGCAGUGGCUGCUGAAGUUUGCCGGCUUACACCAGCGGCCAUCAGCAACGAAACCCUCGAGGAUCAGUCAAAUGGCUGCAGAACUGCGGUCCCGAGAGUUGGAAUUCUGGUACCUCUCGCCGGAUGGCAGACUUACUCGGCCGUCAGAUACGAACGUCGAUGUUGAAGUGGAGACCAGACGGCGGCUUGAAGAGAAUGGGAAGACGUUGUUCGGCGAGGACGUCACCGAGGAGUCACUCAGCUCUAACUUAUACUCCUGGUGGAAGAAUGGUGGAUGGUGGGGCGAUAUCGACUCGAGCGGCGACUACGCCCUUCCAUCCGAUCAGUCUGAAUUCGACGAUACUACGAGUUUCAUUUCUAUGUCGACAACUACUGGCGAAGAGGAAUGGUCUGACAUCGAUGAGGACGGCCGCCGCACGCCGACCCAGGAGGAUCCUCAUCCGGAUAGAGGAGUGACCCCUUCGUUUGACGAUGGCUCACUCGAUCCAGCACAGCUGGCGCGCCUUCUUGAUCCCCAGACAGACGAAGACAGGACUGAAGCACAAGUACUUGCCAGCCAUCUCCGCAGCAAUCGCAUCAUGACCCGUUCGCAGUACCGAAAGGCCGCUGAAUUACAUCGCGGCCGUAUCCUCACAUCUCGCUACCGUCCAGGACAUGUGUACGCCACCAUGACCCCUGAGGAAGAAGAAAGAGCGCUUGAGCAAUACAUUCUCGAAAGGCGCAACGCCACAGCGCAGAAACAUGGCAGCAGCUCUUCCGCCGCAGACACUUGGGCUGGCGGUGCUGACGGCAUGGGGUCCGGCGGUCCUCAGUGCGUUGUCUGUCAGGCCAGCCCGCGCACGAUCCUGGUGUGGCCGUGUGGAUGUCUCAGCCUUUGCGACGACUGCAGGAUCGGGCUCGCGACCCGAAACUUCGACUCUUGCGUCUGUUGUCGGGGCGUGACGGCUGCUUAUUCACGUCUCUACGUGCCUUAA
Messenger RNA from Lasiodiplodia theobromae, 2829 nucleotides. RefSeq names its product Ubiquitin-protein ligase. The coding region runs from base 1 to 2829 and encodes 942 amino acids. Gene Ontology annotation, biological process: ubiquitin-dependent protein catabolic process; protein ubiquitination. The transcript is spliced from 2 exons. The record is from RefSeq and is a predicted model, not a curated record. Lineage: Eukaryota; Fungi; Ascomycota; Dothideomycetes; Botryosphaeriales; Botryosphaeriaceae. Gene Ontology annotation, molecular function: ubiquitin protein ligase activity.